AGAGUCGACGACGACUCUUCUUCGUUCAGACCAAAACUCUCAAACUCAGCCAUGGCGAAUUAUUACGAACCGCCAGCUUCUGGAAACCGUCGAGACGCAGUGAAAGGUUACAACAGCGGGAGCUUCGACGAUUCAGCCGGCGAUCAGAGUCAAACGAACGAUUACCAGUUAAAGAUAAAGAAAAGCAAAAGCGUUCCAAACGCGGAUCGUGCGGCGUCAAGAAGCUGGAGUUUCAGCGAUCCAGAAUCGCGGAGGAAGAGAAGAGUCGCUGGCUACAAAGUUUAUUCCGUUGAACAGAAGAUGAAGGGAUCCAUUCGAAAGAGCUUCAAAUGGUUCAAAGACAUUAUCGGUAUUUCUUGAUAUACCUUCUCUCAACUUUCUUAAAAUCUCUUCUUUGUGCUGUGAGAGUUAAAUAUAUCUGUAACGAACAAAAAAUUGAUAGUAUUUUCUUUCUCUUGCAACUAUAUGUAGAAGAAGAGUCUUUGAACUUGAAUGAGACAGAUAAUGAAUGAAAUCAGUUUUCAUAUCUACAUGUGAAUAUGACCAUACUUCUUCAGUUACAAUC
Molecule: messenger RNA, 565 nt
Organism: Arabidopsis thaliana (thale cress)
Lineage: Eukaryota; Viridiplantae; Streptophyta; Magnoliopsida; Brassicales; Brassicaceae
Exons: 1
Coding region: 52-360 (102 amino acids)
Source: RefSeq, marked reviewed